Molecule: messenger RNA, 734 nt
Organism: Fukomys damarensis (Damara mole-rat)
Lineage: Eukaryota; Metazoa; Chordata; Mammalia; Rodentia; Bathyergidae
Product: cancer/testis antigen 1
Exons: 3
Coding region: 98-556 (152 amino acids)
Source: RefSeq, a predicted model, not a curated record
ACGUUAAGGCCCUGCGCAUGCUCCUCGUCCUGUCCUCAGAACGCCGGGACUGUGGUUGUUGCUGCACCUUGUCUCUGAGCGGAGACGUCCGACGACCAUGCAGGUCCCUGAUAACGCCGAGGGUGGUCCAGAGGGAGACUAUGGAGAUAAUGGUGUGAGAGGCGGCCCUUCACACCCUAUGUUCCUUGGAGGCGGGAAAGGUCCCAGAGCAGAAGGUGCGAAUGGCGGGGAGUAUCCGCAAGGACAGGGAGCAGUGCUGGGAGGAGCGGCGGGUGGAGAUGCCUCAGCCGUGGCCAGAGUCACUGAACAGGAACCUCUGGAGUUGCAUCUCACGGUGCCUUACAGUUACUCGGUGGACGCCGAGAUUGCUUGCAUGUACCUGGGUCCAGUAGUUCGGUCCCUUCCAGAAGGAGUUUACAGCGAAAUCACCAUAGAUGGCAAACACCUGAAUAUUCUGUUAAUUGCAGAAAAUUCCCACCUUCUGGACAUUUCUGUCGCUGCCUUGCUGCACCAGCUCUCCACAGUGUUUCCGGUCUAUGAGGAUUUCCAGGCUUAGAUUCUGGACAAACUUCAGCUAGAAAAGAGGAUUUGGUUUUCUUCCUCUAUCCUCCAUCCCUAGGUAGUCCAUCCUUUCCUAGAGGAGGGAUUCCUGAGGUGCCCUGACACUUAUUUACUUCUCUAGGUGGCCCUCUGAGUGCAUAAAUGUUAAGGCUGAAAAUAAAGUGAACUGCUCU